AUGUCUGAACGAAAGGUGCUCACGAAAUACUACCCUCCAGAGUUCGAUCCCUCCAAAAUCGCCCGGACUCCUAAGCACCUGCGACCAACCGGACCCAAAACCAUCCCCGUACGACUGAUGGCCCCGUUCAGCAUGAAAUGUACCUCUUGUGGCGAGUACAUAUACAAAGGUCGCAAAUUCAAUGCGCGAAAGGAGACGACAGAUGAGAAAUACCUCACCAUCUCCAUAUACCGCUUCUACAUCCGUUGCACAAGAUGUUCUUCCGAGAUCACGUUCAAGACCGACCCCAAAAACAUGGACUACACCGCCGAGCGUGGCGCAAAGCGGAAUUUCGAGUCGUGGCGAGAUCCUGAAAGCAGCGAGUUGAAAGAGACCGAUGAACAGCGCCUUGACAGACUGGAGCGAGAAGAGGCCGACGAGGCAGAGAAUGCUGAACGGAGGGCCAUGGAAGAGCUGGAGCAGAAGAUGGAAGAAAGCAAACGUGAGAUGCAAGUUGCCGACGCCCUGGACGAAAUCAGACAACGAAAUGCCAGAAUAGAGCGCGGCGAGAAGGGUGGCAAGGAGGAAGAUGCACUUGCCCAGGUUAGAGACAUUCAGAAAGAGCAAAGAGAGCGAGAGGAAUUGGAAGACGCAGAAGCUGCUCGCAGAGCCUUUGAGACCCGCAAGGAGGCCUUCGAAGAGGAAGUACAGGCAAGGGACGCGCUCACCUCAGGAGGGAGCGCGGUACAGGAUGGAUCAUCCAAAGAACCACAGCCCCUACCAUCCUUCGAGCGGACCAAGAAGAUCAAGAAGCCUCUCGUUCCCGGCUUGGUCCGUAAGACCGAGACUGUUUUAGCCCCGCCAGUCAGGCAAUCGGGACACGCGCCAGCUCCUUCAAAAUCAAUAGGGCUAGCUCUAGGCGACUACGACUCGGACGAGGACUGA
Molecule: messenger RNA, 924 nt
Organism: Cladophialophora yegresii CBS 114405
Lineage: Eukaryota; Fungi; Ascomycota; Eurotiomycetes; Chaetothyriales; Herpotrichiellaceae
Exons: 1
Coding region: 1-924 (307 amino acids)
Biological process (GO): mRNA splicing, via spliceosome
Cellular component (GO): U2-type catalytic step 1 spliceosome
Source: RefSeq, a predicted model, not a curated record